AUGGACUUUUUAAGGGUAAUUCGAAGGCAUAUCGAAUCGACCAUUCUUCAUGAAAUUAGUCACAUUUUGCCAACUUCUGAUGAAUUUGCAAAAGAUGCCGAUGAAGACGAUGACGAUGAAGAGGAGGUUGUGGAUAGACCUCCGUAUUUCGAGGAUGAGGAAUGUGUUUGUAGAAAUCUUAAUGAAAAUGAUACAAGGAGGGCACACUCCACUACAGCAGUUCCAGUCCUUCCUCUACAACACUCUAUAAUUUAUGAGGAAGAAGAGGAUGUGAGUAUUGAGGAUUCUGCCGAAAAGAGUGACAAAUCUGAUAAAAGUGCUGAUUCUUCGAAUAAUGAAGAGCCUGUGAGGAAAGAAAAGGACUGCUCUAAUAUUAAAGAGAGUUCACCUUCAAACGCAAUACUUAGCCGUGUCAACGGGCAAACAAAAACUGGUUCUCCCCAAACUCCAAAAGUAACAUUUAAACAUCCAAAUGACAUACCUGAAGAUGAAGAAGAUGCUCCUGUAACGCCUACAACAGCUAAAAGGAAAAUGCUUUUGCAGUCAAAAAAGCAAUGGAAAUCUUUUGGAUACGGCACUAUUGAAGAAGAAGAUUCUUCCUCUUCAACAAAAAUUUCCCCAACACAAAAACAGCCAAAUAAUAUACUAAUUAAAGCUUUAAUAAAAAAGAGAAAUAGUGAAGGGACAACAGAAGAUUUAAAUAACCCUUUAAAAAUUCAACAAAUGAUUUUAAAAAAUAAAAAUGGGAGAAUUGGGGGGAAUUCAACAGCAAUGCCCACUUAUGAAAAAGUUAGGAGGCAUAAAAGAAGAAAGGAGCUAAAUCUUCGCAAAAGCCUCCAAACAAGGCCUAGAACUAUAAGCGCAGCUAAGGAGCGGAGGGGAGUUCGCGUUUUGGGUAUUAUACUUGGAUGUUUUACUCUUUGUUGGACUCCAUUUUUUGUAAUGUAUGUUUUUGUACAAUUUUGUGCUUACUGUUCAGUUAAUCCACAUAUCGAAAUGUUUAUAACAUGGCUGGGAUAUUCAAAUUCUGCAAUGAAUCCAAUAAUUUAUACUGUAUUUAAUAGAGAUUAUCAAGUUGCACUAAAAAGAAUUUUUCUUGGAAGACGUAGUGGAGGUGGAAGUAGUGGAAUACGCUCAACAUUGCAACGACCUAUUUGCCCUAUUAGAUGA
Molecule: messenger RNA, 1170 nt
Organism: Meloidogyne enterolobii
Lineage: Eukaryota; Metazoa; Nematoda; Chromadorea; Rhabditida; Meloidogynidae
Source: the annotation of a GenBank genome assembly